CCGCGGCGUGGGAACCUAGUUGACAUUAAGAAUAUUCCUCCGUUUCGUCGAGGCAUCUUGAAGUCAAACGGGUAGAGAGUCUCGAAUAGCCCUCCUCGUCCCGCGCACAACCUAAUACUGCGUGGGGCCACAAUAUCGAGGAUGCCUCCCCAUUGGAUGCAGAAGCUAAGAAGCCUUGACGAAACCUCACUCGCAAGAUCUCUCACCUUGGUGGGGUCAGUACUCGGAGCGCUAGCCGCUGGGACGAACUAUGUGUAUUCAGCUUAUGCUCCUCAGAUGGGGGCGAAACUUGAUUUAUCCCAUACCCAGUUAAACAUCAUUGGUCUAUCCGGAAACCUUGGCGUGUACAGCACUGGUCCUAUUAUGGGAAUCAUUGCUGACAGGCAGGGUCCUCGUAUACUAUUUAUUCUCGCCGUUAUCCUACUCUCAGUCGGGUACCUGGGAAUUAAGUUGUUUUACGAUGAAGUCAUUGGAUUACCUGGAGCUGCGGAGCACACUUUCACGUCUGGCUUGGUCAUCCUGGCCAUAUUCAGUUACUGCAGUGGAGCUGGUGGGAAUGCCGGUCUCACAGCUGCAUUGAACGCGACCGCAAAGAGCUUUCCUGACAAUACGCGUGCCAGCGUUACUGGACUUGUUGUCUCCGGUUUUGGACUUUCUGCGUUCGUCUUUUCAACACUCGCUCACACAGUAUUUCCUGGGGACACAUCCAAUUUCCUGUUAGUCUUGGCGCUUGGAACAUCGUUGCCGAUGGUAAUUGGUGCCCUGAUUGUUAAAGUGGUUCAACAGCCUGGAGAAAGCGGUUCAUACGCCCCGAUCGCCGCGGAAGAGGAUUUAGGGGACGAGAACUCGUACGCCUCUGUUCAUCGGCGUCGAUCAGGAGAAAUCACCGUGCGGCAACGAUCGAGAUCAUCCUCUUCCUUCGAUUUGCAGGUUCCUGAAUUUGGGACUCGGCUCCAGUUUCCAGCAUCGGGAGCCAUGUAUCAACAUGUCGAUUUAGACGACAUCUCUGAGGCUCAUGAGGUUCCUGACGUCGAAACUGCCCGAAACACCGGAACCCCGAGCCCCCCAAAUGAAAUGAUCCUUGACAUAUAUGGAAAAGAACUAAUCAAGACGUCAGACUUCUGGCUAAUUUUCUUUAUCCUCUCUUUGCUUGCGGGAACAGGCUUGAUGUGGAUUAACAACGUCGGUUCACUGACUCAAGCCUUGGUGGCCCAGGGGAGGCCGAAGGAUUGGGAUCAAGAACUCGCUGCCAAAUUGCAAGCGGCCCAUGUUUCUAUCAUCAGUAUUACGAACUGUUUGGGAAGGGUUAUAAUAGGUCUCGUUGCGGAUUUCUGCAAGCAUCGCUUCUCCGUCCGCCGCGUUGCAUGGUUCAUCCCGAUCACAUUUGUCUUUAUCCUGUCCCAAUUCUUGGGCCUGAGCGCAACCUCCGCCCAAAUGCCUCUAAACCUAGCUUCAGUCACCCUUGGCUUCGCCUAUGGAGCCACAUGGAGCCUGGCACCAACCAUUACCGCUGAAUGGUUUGGUCUUGCACAUUUUUCUCAAAAUUGGGGUUUCGUCGCUGUAGCACCUAUCUUAGGCGGGAAUUUAUUCAGUCUCGCAUUCGGGAUGAAUCUCGAUGCACACGCGAGCCUCGGAGACGCAACUGCUCCUGCCCAAUUACGUGCUAUCCUGCGGCGAGCUGGGAUUGGGAAGGAGCGGCUCUGUUUUGACGGACCACCUUGUUACGCGGCCAGCUUGAAGAUGACGAUAUUAGCUUGUAUGGUGGCGGAACUAUUGUGUAUCUAUGCGCUACGGAGGGAUCGUAGAAAGCAUCCGCAAUCAAAGUCGAACAGUGGUGUCUCAAUUUCUGCUCAUUAACUCAAUUCAGGAUAAACAUCUAGAGUACAUAAUCAUUGUAAUGACGGUGUCUGGCGAAUUUACAGCUUCUUAAUUUAUCGUUUCACAGUGUAUUCUUCCCAUCCGACACUUUCCAGCAUCUCAACUUUGGCUAGAACUUCCUCUUUCAUACCGUUUAUGUAGGCAUCCAUGGUGAUGAGGGCUGAUUCCGUUGCCGAGCCUAAGAUGCGAACGGCUAACAAGGCUGCGUUGGUGCUGUUGUUAAUUGCUACCGUUGCAACGGGUAUUCCUC
Molecule: messenger RNA, 2128 nt
Organism: Cantharellus anzutake
Lineage: Eukaryota; Fungi; Basidiomycota; Agaricomycetes; Cantharellales; Hydnaceae
Product: major facilitator superfamily domain-containing protein
Exons: 13
Coding region: 142-1857 (571 amino acids)
Cellular component (GO): membrane
Source: RefSeq, a predicted model, not a curated record